CACCCCGGAUCGGUUGCAGUGCUUGUGACUUUGGUGGUGCCUCGAAGCUCCCGAUCCAGUGAAGUGAUAAAGUAUACAAUCCCGAAAAAUAAUGGCCACACUAAUCGUAUCUACGGCCAACGGGCCGGUUCAGGGAACCAACAAAACUUCCCUGUACGGAGUGGGCUAUGCGAGCUUCCAGGGUAUUCCAUACGCAAAGCCACCGGUUGGAGCGCUACGAUUUACGGAUCCGGUUCCUCCAGAAAACUGGACCGACGUUUUGGACUGUACUAAACAAUGUGACCCCUGCUAUCACUUUGAUCGCCGGGUCAACAAAAUCGUCGGCAGCGAGGAUAGUUUGAGGCUGAAUAUAUUCACGAAAACAAUUAAACCCUCUAAACCGCUACCCGUGAUGGUUUACCUCUAUGGCGGAGGAUUCGUGGAAGGCACGAGCGGAACCGAACUAUACGGUCCGGAUUAUCUGAUUGAAAAGGACAUCGUGCUGGUUACGCUCAAUUACCGCGUUGGUGCGCUGGGCUUCCUGUGCUGCCAAUCUCGCGAUGCCGGUGUGCCGGGAAAUGCCGGUCUGAAAGAUCAACGUUUGGCGCUGAAGUGGGUUUCGGAAAACAUUGUCCCCUUCGGUGGUGACCCGGCCAAUGUCACGCUAUUCGGUCACAGUGCCGGUGGGGCAUCGGUUCAGUACCACACGAUAUCGGAAGCGUCGAAGAAUCUCUUUCAACGUGCCAUCAUCAUGUCGGGCAGUACGAUGUGCGACUGGUCUGUCACACCGCAGCGUAGUUGGCCUGAAAAACUGGCCAAAGCCCUCGGGUGGCAAGGUGACGGUGAGGACGACGCCCUGCAAUUUCUUCGCCAAGCAUCACCGGAGGAUAUUGUGGCUCAUCAAGAAAACAUUCACGGCCCGCAGGAAGUGCAAGAAGGCCUUCUCGGGGCAUUCGCUCCAACGAUCGAGCCGUACGAGAGUGAAACGACCUUCAUACCAAAAUCUCCACUCGAAAUGUCCCGCAGCGCCUGGAGUAAUGCGAUCAAUGUGAUGAUCGGAGGUACCUCGGAAGAGGGCUUGAUAUUGCUACAAAAAGUGAAGCCUAAGCUUGCCGCCGUACUGGAGAAUCCGAAUUUGUUCGUCGGUAACGUGCCGCACCAACUCAGCGUGUCCGUCGAGCAGAGAGUGGCCUUCGGAGCGCAGCUUAAGCAACUUUACUACCCCAACAGCGUUCCGUCCCCGGACAAUUUGGGUGGUUUCAUUGACAUGGCUACCGAUCGAAUUUUUUGGCACGGUCUGCAUCGCUCCAUUUUAUCCCGUGCGAACCUCGCUAGCGCAAAGACGUUCGUCUAUCGUGUUGCAGUCGAUUCCACCUUUUUCAACCAUUAUCGAAUCCACAUGGUUGAUUCAAACAUUCGUGGUACCUCGCACGCCGAUGAAUUGUCCUACCUAUUUUCGAACGUUUUCGCCACGGCACUGGACAAGGAAACAAUGGAGUAUCGUGUUAUUCGUGAGAUGGUCGAUAUAUUUACCAGUUUUGCCACAACGGGAGAUCCGAACUGCCCGAGUACGGCGAAGGUUUCUUGGAAGGCUGUACCAAAAACGAUUCCAUACGAGUGUUUCAAUAUCUCCAACGAGGGAGUGACUGUUGAGGAACUUCCCGAGCUGAAACGAUUGAAUGUGUGGGAUUCUUUCUACGCAAACGAUUCGUUAUUUUAAGAGCGAAGAAUAUUUACUAAUCGGGCAAAAUAAAGCGUUG
Anopheles bellator is the source of this 1739-nucleotide messenger RNA. Its product is annotated as esterase B1-like. The transcript is spliced from 4 exons. Bases 92 to 1699 code for a protein of 535 amino acids. The record is from RefSeq and is a predicted model, not a curated record. NCBI's taxonomy places the organism in Eukaryota, Metazoa, Arthropoda, Insecta, Diptera, Culicidae.